Molecule: messenger RNA, 9098 nt
Organism: Solea senegalensis (Senegalese sole)
Lineage: Eukaryota; Metazoa; Chordata; Actinopteri; Pleuronectiformes; Soleidae
Gene: clasp1a
Product: cytoplasmic linker associated protein 1a
Exons: 44
Coding region: 683-5497 (1604 amino acids)
Biological process (GO): mitotic spindle assembly
Cellular component (GO): spindle microtubule; microtubule organizing center; cytoplasmic microtubule
Molecular function (GO): microtubule binding; kinetochore binding
Source: RefSeq, a predicted model, not a curated record
CAUGCGCUCGUCGAUCCAUUCUUGUCCUGCAGGCAGCAUUCCGGGUGGAGAGAGUGAGAGAAAGAGCCAUACGCCGGAGAUUUGAAGCCGUAUUCUGUGUUUUUAUCGCAACUGAGACGAGUUGUGAGUCUGAAGCAGCUGCCGCGUCCCAGCAGGAUAUGGGCUCUUCAGAACAUGACAUGGAUUUCUAAGCUCAUCCUCUUCAUCCAUCUCCAUUUACUGCUGUACCUCCUCCUCGACUAAACCACCUCUUCCAGCCCAGCUAAAGCGGUUUGGCUCUGACUCCUAAGAAGAGGGGGAGAAAAAAAACCUAAGUGGGAGGGUGUAGUAAACUUCCCCCAGCUGCUGUGCAGACACACACAUGCUGCAUUACUGCCAUUCCCCAAGCCCUGCUCCAUCCAUCCAAAGGGCACGGCCACUAGCUUGCUAGCCAGCUAGCACUUGGCACAAAAACAAGGCCUGUCCUUGGGUAUAAAAGAAAUACAAGCUGACUGUGUACACUUGCCCCUUUUUCUUUUUCCUCCCUCUUCUGGGUCAACCAGUCCCAUACACACCAACUGAGACUCCUUUUGUUUAACUGUCAUUCCCACUGCUGUGAGCAGUGGAAGAUUGCUCGUAUAUAGUCACUCAUUCAGAGAGGCAGACUGAAGAGGCUGGGGAGAGGUGUUUACCAGAGGUCUGGAUGAUGGAGCCCAGCAUGGAGAACUGCCUGGCUCAAGUCCUGCAGAAGGACAUGGGCCGACGACUGCAGGUGGGACAGGAAAUCAUCGAUUACAUUUUGGACAAGGAGAAGUCUCAUGACUUGGAGCAGGAUCAAACAGCGCUGGACAAGAUGGUUGAUGGCAUUGCCAGCUCCUGGGUCAACUCCAGCAACUUUAAGGUGGCUCUGCUUGGCUUGGACCUCUUAUCUGCCUUAGUGACAAGGUUACAGGAGCGAUUCAGGGCCCACAUUGGGACAGUUCUGCCCAGCCUUAUUGAUCGAUUGGGAGAUUCCAAAGACCAAGUGAGAGACCAAGACCAAACAGUGUUGUUGAAGAUCAUGGAGCAGGCCGCCAGCCCACAGUAUGUAUGGGACCGAAUGCUGGGAGGCUUCAAACAUAAGAACAACAGGACCAGAGAAGGAGUGUGCCUUUGCCUCAUCGCCACACUGAGCACAUAUGGAGCACAAGGCCUGACCCUCAGCAAAAUUGUUCCACACAUAUGUAACCUCUUGGGGGACCCCACAAGUCAGGUGCGUGAUGGAGCAAUGAGUUGCUUGGUGGAAAUCUACAGACAUGUGGGUGAGAGGGUGAGGAUGGAUCUCAGCAAAAAAGGCCUGCCACAGUCACGGUUGAAUGUAAUCUUCAGCAAAUUUGAUGAAGUCCAAAGAUCUGGAAACAUGACCUCAUCUGCUGGCUCAGAUAAGAACUUUGAGGAUGAAGACUCUGUGGAUGGAGGCAGGUCCUCCUCCUCAUCGUCCUCAAAAGCACCCCCCAGUGGCAGGAGGACUGUAAUGAGCUCCGUCAGAAGACCAAGCUCAGCCACAGCAGCUAAGGCCUCAGGUAAAGAGGCAGCAGCUGGUGCUGUUGAUGAAGAGGAUUUUAUGAAAGCCUUUGAAGAUGUGCCCUCUGUCCAGAUCUACUCUAACAGAGAAUUUGAGGACCAGCUGACCAAGGUCAGAGAAGUACUGUCUGAUGACAAACAUGACUGGGAGCAUCGAGUGACGGCUCUAAAGAAGGUGCGUUCACUCAUGUUGGCCCGGACGACUGAGUAUGAGGGCUUCACACAGCAGCUGCGUCUCUUAGAGGCUCCUCUUAAGCUGUCGGCAAAAGACCUGCGCUCUCAGGUGGUCCGUGAGGCCUGCAUCACACUGGGACAUUUAUCAUCAAUUCUGGGUAACAAAUUUGACCAUGGAGCAGAGAGCAUCAUGCCCACACUGCUAAACCUCGUGCCCAAUAGUGCCAAAGUCAUGGCCACAUCCGGGGUGGCCACCAUCCGCCUCAUCCUAAAGCACACACAUUACCCACGUCUCAUUCCCAUCAUAACCAGUAAUUGCACCUCCAAAUCAGUCUCAGUAAGACGGCGCUGUUAUGAGUUCUUAGACCUCAUGUUACGAGAGUGGCACACUAAUACACUGGAAAGACAUGUGGCUGUUCUGACUGAGACCAUCAGGAAAGGUAUACAUGACGCUGACUCCGAAGCCAGAUCUAUUGCUAGAAAAUGCUACUGGAGUUUCCAUGGUCAUUACAGCCGCGAGGCAGAGCAUCUGUUCCAGACACUAGAGUCCACCUAUCAGAAGGCCCUCCAGUCUCACCUGAAGAGUUCAGACAGCAUUGUGUCUCUACCCCAAUCUGACCGCUCCUCCUCGUCUUCCCAAGAGAGUCUUAACCGACCAUUGUCUGUGAAGAGUGUCAUUGGAGGAAGCAUAACAAGAAGUAAGCUGGUGAGCACCAGGGUUUCAACUUCAUCAGGUUCCCUGCAGCGUUCUCGUAGCGACAUCGACGUAAACGCCGCCUCUAGUGCCAAGUCACGUCUGUCCACCGUCCCCGCCUCCUCCUCACCGUUCAGCUCUGCAGCUGCCCUCCCCCCAGGCUCCUACGCCUCAUUAGAUGGCACUCCUGGUAAAAGUGAUGGUCGUGUUCGCACCAGGAGACAAAGCUCCGGUAGUGUGGGUGGAGCCAGUCCAUCUGUGGUGGACAGCAGGGGGCGCAGUCGAGCCAAAGUAGUUUCCCAGUCCCAGCGAUCCAGAUCAGCCAAUCCCAUCAGUGCUGGCAGUCGCUCCAGCUCUCCCGGCAAACUGCUGAGCCACAGCAGCUAUGGUCGAAUCCCUCGAGCCACGGUGUCGGCCUCCACAACGCCAGCUGACAAGCGCAGCAGGAUUCCCCGCAGCCAAGGCUGCAGCCGAGAAACAAGCCCCAGCAGAAUGGGUCUCGCCAGCCUGUGUGGUAAAGCUCUUCUUCCCGCUGCUCUUCCCUACCGCACGCUAGCCCGGAGCCGCAUUCCCCGCCCCAGCAUGAGUCAGGGUUGCAGUCGCGACACCAGUCGUGAGAGCAGCCGCGACACCAGCCCAGCUCGGGGCUUUGCUCCCCUGGCCUCCCGACGUCACUCCCGUUCAACCAGUGCUCUCUCCACAGCCGAAUCACAUGGCCAGUCAGACCGGUAUGGUUUGAUUCAUCAAGCAAGAAUCUCAGCAUCAGUCAAUGCCAUGAGGAUCUUAAAUACUGGUACUGAGGUGGAGGCAGCUGUUGCAGAUGCUCUGCUGUUAGGAGACUCCAGGAAUAAGCGAAAGCCGUUGAGACGGAGGUACGAAUCACCAGGGAUGUACUCCGAUGAUGAUGCCAACAGUGACGCGUCAAGUGCUUGUUCCGAGCGCUCGUACAGUUCACGAAACGGAGGCAUUCCACAUUAUCUGCGCCAAACGGAAGAUGUGGCAGAGGUCCUCAACCACUGCGCCAGCUCCAACUGGUCUGAGAGGAAGGAGGGCCUGCUGGGUCUGCAGAACCUCCUCAAGAGCCAAAGAAUACUGAGCCGAGUGGAGCUGAAGAGACUCUGUGAGAUCUUCACCAGAAUGUUUGCAGAUCCACAUAGCAAGAGAGUGUUCAGUAUGUUCCUGGAGACACUUGUGGACUUCGUCACAGUUCACAGGGAGGACUUGCAGGACUGGCUGUUUGUCCUGCUCACUCAGCUGCUGAAGAAAAUGGGGGCAGAUCUGCUUGGCUCUGUCCAGGCCAAAGUCCAAAAGGCUCUGGAUAUCACAAGAGAGUCAUUUCCAUUUGACCAACAGUUCAACAUUCUGAUGAGGUUCAUUGUAGAUCAGACUCAGACACCAAACCUCAAGGUGAAGGUGGCCAUUUUGAAGUACAUUGAGUCCCUCGCACGCCAGAUGGACCCAACAGACUUCGUCAACUCCAGUGAGACACGUUUGGCUGUGUCCCGCAUCAUCACCUGGACCACUGAACCCAAAAGCUCUGAUGUCAGGAAGACCCUUCAUAGCUGGGUGAGCGAGGAACUAGCUGGCAGGUCCAGUACAGCAGCCUUACUGUCCACUGAGGGUAACCAGGAAGAAAGGUGUAAGCAGGCUGCUCAGGUGGUGCUGAUAUCCUUGUUUGAGCUCAACACCCCAGAGUUUACCAUGCUGCUGGGAGCACUGCCUAAAACCUUCCAGGAUGGAGCCACCAAGCUUUUACACAACCAUCUGAAGAACUCCAGCAAUACCAGCAGUAGUGUGGGGUCUCCAAGCAACACCAUCGGACGGACACCACAGCGCCACACUCCCAGCAGAACCAGCCCCCUAACCUCUCCAACAAACUGCUCCCAUGGAGGACUUUCUCCAAGUAUGAUGGAGUAUGAUACGGAGAACAUGAACUCUGAAGAGAUCUACAGCUCGCUCCGUGGUGUCACUGAGGCCAUCCAGAGCUUCAGCUAUCGUAGCCAGGAGGACCUGAAUGAACCAAUCAGACGGGAGGGCAAGAGGGAUGAUGCAGCUGGGAGAGAAGGAGUGGCAUCAUCCCCUGGCUCUGAUGCUCGUUUAGGCUUGGAAAUGGUGGAAGGAGGACGCACUGCCUUGGACAACAAAACGUCUCUACUCAACACACCAUCGCCACGCUCUUUCUCUGGGCCCCGUGGCCGUGAGUUUGCCCUUUAUGGCUAUGGAGAUACCAUCUGUACAUAUGACAAGAGCGCACUGAAGGAGGCUGUCUUUGACGAUGAUGUGGAGCAGUUUCGCGACUGCCGACGUCAGGAAAGUGGUGAAAACAAGAUGAUGCUCCCCAAGGUCUUAGCUCCUGUUGGUCAAGACCAUUCAGACCUUGUCGCCGACCUGCUGAAAGAGCUGUCGAAUCACAAUGAACGCUCUGAGGAGCGUAAAGGUGCCCUAGUGGAGCUGCUGAAGAUUACACGGGAAGACAGCCUGGCUGUGUGGGAUGAACAUUUUAAAACUAUCCUCCUGCUCCUGCUGGAGACGCUCAGCGAUAAAGACUACACCAUCCGAGCCCUGGCCUUGCGUGUGCUCAAAGAAAUUCUAAGGAACCAGCCGGCCCGCUUCAAAAACUAUGCUGAGCUGACCAUCAUGAAGACUCUAGAGUCUCACAAAGACUCUCACAAGGAGGUGGUGAGAGCAGCUGAGGAGGCCGCAGCCACCUUGGCUGGCUCCAUCCACCCAGAGCAGUGCAUCAAAGUGCUGUGCCCUAUUGUGCAGACAGCUGACUACCCCAUCAACCUGGCUGCCAUCAAGAUGCAAACCAAGGUCAUUGAACGCAUCACCAAGGACUCACUAGUGCAGCUGCUGCCUGAUAUCAUUCCUGGACUCCUACAGGGAUAUGACAACACAGAGAGCAGCGUUCGCAAGGCCAGCGUGUUCUGUCUGGUGGCGAUCUACUCUGUGAUUGGCGAGGAGCUCAAACCCCAUCUGGUUCAACUCACGGGCAGCAAGAUGAAAUUAUUAAACUUGUACAUCAAACGAGCCCAGACGACCAACAGCAAUAGCAGCAGUUCUUCAGACGUCUCCUCUCAUAGCUAAUGGAAGGAGGUUUCUUGUGGAAACCAUGUGAAUGGAUGGCACUCUAGGAUUUUCGGGACCUAGAUGUGCUUCUCUGGGACAUCUUCGUCUCUUAGCUCCCCCACCACCUCCUCUUCACCAUCGUCAUGAUGCUCAUGCUCCACUACGCUUUCCAUCUUUUUCAAGGGGCUUACAUUCACCUAUUAAUCAUUUAGUCCCCGCCGCCACCGCUCUAUGAAAUUGUGAAUGUAACUCUGGGUUGGUUUUAAAAACCAUCACAUUUAGGUUUCAUGGAUAUGGGAAGUGCACUUUGGUUUCCUUGACCUCUACACUGCCUUCAGUCAAUGAAAUCCUCUUUUUGUUGUUGAGCCCUCCAAUCUGAUUCAUACAUGGAUUAUUCACAGCUUCUGUCACACAAGCUCCAGUUUGGGAUGAAGUGUCAUUUGGCUGGACCAAUGAUGGUUGUAAACCCAUUGGCUUUGGGAAGAAUUCUUCUUUGGGAUCACAGAAAUUAAAUAUGUUGGGGGGUAAAUACAUAGAUGUGCAAGGGAACAAUGGGACAUAAAAAAGAAAGUUCUGUACAGGUAUAUUAAGUUAAUGUUUUCAGUCUAUUGAUUAUGAUCAGGGUUUGAUAGAAGCCUGUGCUUCAGCUGUAGUGUUGUUUGUGUUUAUUCCUUUAUUUAAUUAAGACAGGCUUCUUAAUUUAAAUCCCCCUUCCAUGAAAUUGAUACUCAACAAGGUACCACAUUGCAGAAAUAAUACUGAAGUGACAAUCCUUGAAAUGCUGUGCACUGUGCUUACUUUGAGGUGCAGAACAUGAAAUUGUGCACAUCUAAAAAUGGCUGAAUCGGUCAUAACAAUUCACAAUCAGCAGGCAAAGUUGGGGUUCAUGAAGAGGAAAAGCUGGUUUGCCUGUAUUUUCUCACUGAACUCUGCAUUAAAAAAACAUUUUCACAAACGGAAGACGUCAUGUGCCGCUCAGUACGAAGUACGCAGAGGGACGCUCGUGUUAAGAGGACGCUCUUUGUAAAUAAAUACUCCACAUGUUUUCUCUGUUUGGAGUCGGUGAAGCAAGACUGUGAGAGAUAUCCCCCAGGCCUUAUUCAUUUUACACACUCUGUUUGUUGACUGCAGACAGUGAAUGGGAUGUACAGCACUGUAGGUUGUUGCUCUUAACAAAAUGUGAAUCUGCAGGAAAACAGGCGCUGGCGGUGUUUUUGCUGAUGAAGCAGAUCCAGUAUUAGUCUCCACUUCUCUCAUUCAAUGUCACGUCAUGUAGCUGCAGCUUCUUCAAGAACCAGAACAACACAAGUCAAGGUAUUUUGUACAUACACGUUUUAACCACUGCUUCGCAGAGUCAUGAAAAGAGUGGACAGGUGACCUUUAACCUUUGUGCAUGUCAGCAAACUAACUUGCAUGUAAUCUGCAGCACUUUUUGUCACCAUUGUGCUGUUUUGCAGGGCCCAGGUUGUUGUCGUCGUCGGCAGUUAAGUGCCCUUGCACUUGCAACAUCAUCAGAUUACUCAUCUCCAAAGGAAUGUCUCAGAGAGGGAAGAUGUAUUUAUCAUAUUAAAAAGGUACACAGUAGAGCAACAAUGAUUUGAUUUUUAAACUACACCUAUGUGGUGUGAAUUUAAGUACAUUAAGUUCUCAGACAUUAGACAGUCUCUGAUUGUAAUGAGAUUACAUUGAUCCCUGAAUGGGACGACUUCCUCCUUAUUACUGGAUAUGAUUUGGUACAGUUGGUCUACUGUAAGAAAGGAUCAGACUGGUAUUGUUUAUUUUUUAUUAUCUCGUUUGAUAACUUCUGGCAAAUCAAUAAUAUAAUUCAAAUUAUUAUUAUUAUUAUAAUAAUCACAAUGAUUAGGAAAUAUUAAUGAUUUUCUUUGGACAUGCUCAGUCUUUGGAUGUUUGAUGCUUAUUGUCGACCUGCUGUCAGUGAUGGAUUCCUUUCGCUAACUUCCUGUCUGUUGCUGCUGUUAGCAUUCCCUUUCUGCUCCCCGUGUUUUCGGGACGUGUAUUCACUGUCAAACAGCCUAAUGCUACAUCUAGCGAUGCACCGAUACCACUUCAAUCUAACUGAGUACAAUUACUUAGAUGUGAGUAUGCCAGUGCCAUUACAGCAACAAAAAAAAUUGAAGCUACAUUUUAUUCGUCUCACUUUGGGAAAAAAAUACAAAAUUAGAUACUAUUGCUGCUGUUAAGAUGUAUUGGAAGAGUGAGGAACAUUCCUUUAUUUUUGCUGUAAAACAUUUGGGUUUGACAUGAAAAGAUGCUUUUAUUUCCAGCUAUUUACAUUUAGAUUACACUUAGACACUCAGAUACAACUUAGAAGAUAGCCUCGUUUGUGUUGGAACGCCACAUUUGUAGGUGAACAAAAGAAUAGUAACGGAUUACCUUAAAUUACAUUGUAAUGAAUAAUAUUUAAUAUUUUGUGGCAAAUCUAUUGCUGUGCGUUGUGUUAAAUCUUUAGAUGUUUUAUUGAAUGAAUGUGUUGAAGGAGCUACUUUUCUCCUCCGCUUGACAGUCUAGCAGAGCACAGUUUGCAAUCUAUUCUACGUUUGUCAUCAUUGUGAUACAUUUGUUUAUUGCCGCACACCUGCUCAGCUCACUUAAAGUUACAUAAAGUGAUAUCGGGUGCAACGGUAUCAGAGUAAUUUUAUAAAUACAAGUAUACAAAUGCAGCAUUACACCCAAUGCUGGUAUCUAUGUCUGUGCAUCCCUAGUUGCAUACAAACUCUUUUUUUAUUGCUUUUGAAAAAAGAUGAAACAGUAGAGACAAAAAUAAUACAAAGAUCACAAAAAGCAUCAUGGCAACUCCUCACCCUGUCUGUAGGUGUCCAUAAAUACUAACAAUUGCAGCAUAAAUUUCACAUAAUUUAACAGAGAAUAAAAAUAAUAUUUACCACAGUUGCCUAAUUUUAUUUGGCAAUAUUUGCUUAAGCACCUUGCAUUCCCAACAAUGAAAUAGAUUACAUUUACUGCUGCCUCCAUUUUAUUCUGUAAUGAAAAAAUGGAGACGUGACUAUCAGCUGUGAACAUAAAGCUUUUGUCCAUUCUGAAACUGAGCAACAGAGCUCCAGCUUCCUGUGUACCUGAACACUCACAUGAUUAUUUUUAAAUUACUGACAGCAGCUUUAAAUAAAGUCAUCUUUUCAGUCAGAGAAUUCUCUGAGAAUGGGUCACUUAUGCUUAUCUAAGUAAAGUAAUGUACAUAAUUUGCAUCACAACAUCCUUUGUGCUUACUGGUACUGAAAAAAAACCGUCAACAACAUGCCUCUCUGCCUGACUUUCACCUCAACUCAUUCAACAGUUUCAGAACACUCAUUAGCGCACUCUUGUUUUUACUCCAGUAUCACGCAGCUGUUGCUGCAAACACAUCACAUGGUAUUUCCUUGGAAAGUGUUCACUAUGCAUGUUCUGCAGUACACAUUUUACUUUUUUGUUCCCCCAAUCCCACAUGUAAUAUUCCUACCUGUAUUUAUGUGUUUUAUCUUGUUUUAUUUUAUUCCCUCAUGAUACACUGUACAGUAUUUCUUGUUUUGUUAAAUUUCACCUGUGAUAGAUUUGCAACAAUAUAAAGAAACUUUUUUGCCCUAGAAAUAAACAAACUCGGAGUUCA